This is a messenger RNA of Staurois parvus, 543 nucleotides long. Lineage: Eukaryota; Metazoa; Chordata; Amphibia; Anura; Ranidae. The record is from the annotation of a GenBank genome assembly.
AUGAUUGGAAAGGGGAUUGGAACACCUGAAUCCCAUGAUAUGGAGGGGAUUGGAACACCUGAGUCACAUGAUAUGGAGGGGAUUAGAGCACCUGAAUUACAUGAUUGGGAAGGGAUUGGAACACCUGAAUCACAUGAUAUGGAAGGGAUUGGAGCACCUGAAUCACAUGAUUGGGAAGGGAUUGGAACACCUGAAUCACAUGAUAUGGAAGGGAUUGGAGCACCUGAAUCACAUGAUAUGGAGGGGAUUGGAGCACCUGAAUCACAUGAUUGGGAAGGGAUUGGAACACCUGAAUCACAUGAUUGGGAGGGGAUUGGAACACCUGAAUCACAUGAUAUGGAGGGGAUUUGGACACCUGAAUCACAUGAUAUGGAGGGGAUUGGAACACCUGAAUCACAUGAUUGGAAGGGGAUUGGAACACCUGAAUCACAUGAUAUGGAGGGGAUUGGAACACCUGAAUCACAUGAUAUGGAGGGGAUUGGGACACCUGAAUCACAUGAUAUGGAGGAGAUUGGGACACCUGAAUCACAUGAUAUGGAGGGG